Molecule: messenger RNA, 381 nt
Organism: Baudoinia panamericana UAMH 10762
Lineage: Eukaryota; Fungi; Ascomycota; Dothideomycetes; Mycosphaerellales; Teratosphaeriaceae
Exons: 1
Coding region: 153-320 (55 amino acids)
Source: RefSeq, a predicted model, not a curated record
AGUGCUAUCUGGAGCGGUGAUGGUCGAGGUAGCGCCAGUCAACGUGACAAUGUCGUCCGCGGUAAUGGUUAUCGUCCCGGUCUAGCGACCUGACUUAGCAAAGGGACCUGCCAAGCAUUUACUGGAAGCUCACUGUAACCGUGCUGUCUGAAAUGGUGAAGACCGUCGAUGUGCUGGUGAAGGUUGCACUCUCGGUGAUCGUGCUUAUAGAACUACAUGGACAUGCUUGGAAAAGUGAAGCAGCAGUUGCAGAUGAAGGAAUAGCGGAAGAAGUUCCAACAAUAGCGAUGGAAGGCAUCUUGAGAAAGGAAUGCAAGUAAAGGGAGUUGAAAACACCGAAUGAAUGACUGUAGUGGAACUGAAGUUUGCUGUUGAGCGACA